ACACCAACUCCCAGCCCAAUUUUAGAUAACGACGAAUUACAUGAUCCAACGGGAACAAAACUAUUCUUCUUCCGACUAUUUUAAUCUCAAGAUUCCACCUACUUCCAGAGUGUUCUUGCUUUCUUCUCAGGGGCAGCUUUGCUCGGGUUCCUGUCCGGAGUGGAAUCAUAGAGCUGCAUUAUGGGGCAAAGAAGGAGAAAUAAAAAGCAGAAGAAGCCUAUAGAUAUUGAUUGGGCAGGUUUGCCUGACAAUAUUCUUGAGAUAAUCUUUGAGCGACUGAAUUUGAUGGAUUGCAUGUCUGUUAGUGAGGUUUGCAAAUCUUGGAGACAUGUUGUUGCACAAGAACUUUCUGGUUGGCAAGGGCAUGGGUUUCCAUGGCUCUUGAUGUCUGGUGAGAAAGACAAAAGGGUAAGGACUUGUCUUAGCAUACUACAGGAGCAAGAGUGGGAGAUGUUGCUUCCGGAGGCUUAUGGUAGAUACUGCUGGGGGUCAUACCAUGACUGGUUGAUUCUAGUAAAAGAUCUUGGCUCUUUCAGGCUUGAUAUUAGCUUGUUUAACCCAUUCACUCGGAAACAAAUUGAUCUUCCCGGAGCAUGGAACUUGUAUCACAAGAUGGUUCUCUCAAGGCUUCCCUCUCUUGAAAACUUUAUCUGCAUGCUGGUUCAUAGUCACUCCCAGAAGCUUGCCUUUUGGGUCCCAGGAGCUCAAUCAUGGCUUGAGCAUAAGCUAGAUGGUGAACCAUUUGUGGAUGCUGUCUUCUCCAAUGGAAGUUUCUAUCUCAUUGGCAAUGAUUAUAACAUUUGGGAAAUUAAGGGUGCUGAUAUUUUUGCUGCCAUUAAUAGAGUCAAUGCAUCUCCCCCUGAUGCUUUUGAUGUCGAAAGGCAUUUCCAUGAAGUAACUAUGCCAGAUGAGCAUGAAAAUAAUGGUGUGCUGAAGUAUCUUGUUGAAUCUUGUGGGGAGCUUCUACUUGUUUGUAGGUUCUAUAGUACUAACCCAGGUGCUGUGCUGGUAACAAAUUAUUUUAAGGUAUAUUCACUGGAUUUUAGCCAAAUGUCCUGGAAGAGGGUAGAGAGUUUGGGAGAUCGAAUACUAUUUCUGGGCAAGUGUUGUUCGAGAUCUGUCUCUUCCAGUGGACUUGGUCUUAACAUGACUGAUUGUAUCUAUUUCUCUAAUGAUCAUGCUGUUCCGUGGUGGAACGAAUGGGAUUCUGAUCAUCUUGAUGGCAUUUCAACUCGUCUUGGUUUGGACAAUAGUGGGAGAAAGGAUUGGGGCUUUUUCAGCCUCAGCAACAAGAAUCAUGAAACGUUGUCUAUUCGGUUCCGUGGCAAUCGAGACAGAUGGGGACCUGUUUGGUUUACUGCGCCACAGUGGUGGUGUUGUAAGAAUUUGGUUCUUGCCUAGUACUGAAUUUAUCUCAUCUGAGGGUAUCUUGUUGCAGAACUGCAGUUAGCAUAUCAAGUUAGGAGCUCAUUUCAGGUACAAAUGACAUUGUACAGCCUUGGUGUAGAAGGCACAUUUUGCAAGUAGAUUAGGAUAGUAUCAGACAUGUCACUAUAAUCUAGUAUUGUUAUUAGUGAAAAUCUUUUGUGUCAAGCCCUUGGGUUAGCCCGGGGAAUUUGGUCAGGAUUAUGUUAUCUCAGACGUUUGAUACCUCAAUGGUCGGUGCUUGCACUGUUUAUUGUAAUUUGGUAGUCCAUGUGGAUCUAACCGACCUUUUUACAUGAAGAAAAUGGCUUGCUUUUGUUCAGUU
Rosa rugosa (rugosa rose) is the source of this 1750-nucleotide messenger RNA. RefSeq names its product putative F-box protein At2g33200. Gene Ontology annotation, molecular function: protein binding. NCBI's taxonomy places the organism in Eukaryota, Viridiplantae, Streptophyta, Magnoliopsida, Rosales, Rosaceae. The coding region runs from base 181 to 1401 and encodes 406 amino acids. The transcript has 2 exons. The record is from RefSeq and is a predicted model, not a curated record.